GAAAUGAAACACUGCAUACGGGUCGUCAUCAUCUCUCUUAUUGUAUCUCAUCGUAUCGUCAAUGGAGGCGUCCAACUCCUCUCCAAAUCGAAGCUCGAAAAAUGCGAAAAGGUUUCUGAUAAGAACGAGGUUCCUCUUAACUGCACCAGAAAAAUCCUCAUCAACAUGGCUGUUCCUAGUGAAUCAAGCGGCAAAGAAGCAUCGAUUGUGGCCCAAGUGGUGGAGGUGGAGGAAAAUUCGACUGAUAACAUGAGAACGCUCCGGGUUCCGCCGGUGAUUACUGUUAAUAAGUCCGCCAUCUAUGCGCAAUAUAAGUUGACGUACAUUAGAGAUGUUCCUUAUAAACCUAAUGAGCUAUAUGUUAAGACACGCAAGUGUGAGCCCGAUGCUGGUGCUAAUGUUGUGCAGUUUUGUGAGAGGUUACGAGAUGAGGAGGGACACAUUAUUGAGCGCACUCAGCCAGUUUGUUGUCCUUGUGGCAACCAGCGUAGGGUGCCUUCAUCGUGUGGAAAUUUUUUUGAUAAGAUGGUGAAAGGAAAGGUCAAUACAGCACAUUGCCUCCGUUUUCCAGGUGAUUGGUUCCAUGUGUUCGGCAUUGGGCAGUACUCAGUUGGGUUCAGUAUACGGGUCGAAGUCAAGACAGGAUCUAGAAUCUCUGAAGUAAUCAUCAGUCCUGGGAAUAGAACCGCCACGUCAACUGAUAACUUUUUACGAGUGAAUCUCAUUGGGGACUAUGUUGGAUACAGUGACAUACCAUCUUUUGAAAAUUACUUUCUUGUUGUUCCAAGACAGGGUAACAAAGGUGAACCACAAGAUUUGGGAAGGAACUUUUCUAUGUGGAUGCUUCUUGAGCGAGUCAGGUUCACAUUAGAUGGCCUUGAAUGUAACAAAAUUGGUGUCAGCUAUGAAGCUUUUAAUGGGCAGCCAAAUUUCUGUACUGCUCCAUUUUGGAGUUGUCUGCAUAAUCAGUUGUGGAAUUUCUGGGAUGCAGACCAAAAUAGAAUCAGACAAAAGCAGGUUCCUCUUUAUGAUGUACAAGGGAGAUUUGAAAGGAUAAAUGAGCACCCAAAUGCAGGAAGUCAAUCAUUCUCAAUUGGAAUCACUGAAGUUCUUAAUUCAAACCUUUUGAUAGAACUGAGUGCUGAUGACGUAGAGUAUGUGUAUCAAAGGAGUCUUGGAAAGAUUGAAAGUAUCACAGCCCCAACUUUUGAAGCUCUUACUCAGUUCGGGACUGCCACGAUCACAGCUAGAAAUAUCGGUCAAGUGGAAGCAUCAUACAGCUUGACGUUUGACUGCUCGGUAGGUGUGAGCAAGAUGGAGGAACAAUUUUUCAUUAUGAAGCCUAAAGAAGCUGCAACCAGAACUUUUAAGUUGUACCCAACGACUGAUCAAGCUGUGAAGUAUGUAUGUGCAGCUAUAUUGAAGGAUUCUGAUUUUCAUGAAGUUGAUAGAGCAGAGUGCCAGUUCACAACCACAGCUACAGUUCUUGACAACGGAUCACAGAUUCCAUUUGAACCACCAAAGAAUGGUAUUAAAGGUUUUUUUGAAUCUAUUGGAGAAUUGUGGCACAAUCUUUGGGAGAAUAUGAUCGACUUUAUCACUGGGAAAACUUGCAGAAUGAAAUGCUCUGGGCUUUUUGACUUCCAUUGCCAUAUACAAUAUCUCUGUAUGAGAUGGGUGUUGAUGUUUGGUCUGCUUUUGGCAAUCGUCCCCACAGUGAUUGUCCUGUUCUGGCUUUUACAUGACAAUGGACUUUUUGAUCCUUACUAUGACUCAUGGGAAGAUCAAUUUUGGGAUGAUGAGCGAAAAGUCCGACACAUUAGACACCAUCGUUAUGAUGACUUCUUGGAAGUCCAUUCUAGGAAACAUCAUAGGGGCAGUGCUCAUAAAAGGCGAAGAAGUGUACAUCAGGAACAUAGGCAGAAUCAUCUUAGCCGGGAUAACGACUAUCAUCAUCAUCAUCCUCAUCAUCCUCAUCAUCAUCACCACCACCACCAUGUUAAGAAAGAAAAGCACAAACAUGGUCAAAUUAAGGGCUCGGAUAUCAUGCAACCACUAUAUGUUGACAAAGAGGAAGAUGAUUUCAUUAGUAAUCGAAGACAUAAAAAAGAAAGAGAUAUUAUGGAAGAACUAAACAAAUCUUCUGGACAUGAUGAUGAGAUCCUGAAGGAGCAUCACAGGCACAAACAUGUUCUAAGAGAUGACAGACCCCAUAAGCAUCAGCAAUCUAAGAGAAGGAAUCAGAGGAAUCAGAUAUCAUGAAUUCUUGUUUUAAUCAAUUAACAUGUCGACUCCUGCUUCAUUGUUAUGU
Cynara cardunculus var. scolymus (artichoke) is the source of this 2311-nucleotide messenger RNA. RefSeq names its product protein HAPLESS 2. The coding region runs from base 4 to 2262 and encodes 752 amino acids. The transcript has 18 exons. Lineage: Eukaryota; Viridiplantae; Streptophyta; Magnoliopsida; Asterales; Asteraceae. The record is from RefSeq and is a predicted model, not a curated record.